Messenger RNA from Erythranthe guttata (spotted monkey flower), 1191 nucleotides. The record is from RefSeq and is a predicted model, not a curated record. NCBI's taxonomy places the organism in Eukaryota, Viridiplantae, Streptophyta, Magnoliopsida, Lamiales, Phrymaceae.
AUGUGGUUGACUGUCAGCGAUGGCAGGCAUAGUCAUCGUCCGGCUUUGUUUCCUCACGGACAAGGUACGACUAGUCGUAUAACUCCACAACAGAAAGCAAGAAUUAAAGAAUUGCGAAAUUCUCACGUGAAGCCAAUGUUGAUCAUGGAUAGACUGAGGAAAGAUGAUCCGACGAUACAAACCUCUAUGAAGCAUGUUUACAAUGAGUUGGCCAAGAUUAAAUCUGAGGAAAUGGAGGGCAUGACUGUUAUUCAGUUUAUGAUGCAUAACUUUCAAAAAGGCGAGUAUCGAUAUUGGCAUCGCGUCGAUAGUGAAACGAGCAACACGAUUACAGAUAUUAUGUUUGCAUGUCCCGAAUUUAUUAAGUUAUUACGGUUGUUCCCGUAUGUUAUAUUGAUGGACUGCACAUACAAAACCAAUAAGUAUGGAAUGCCUCUUUUGGAAAUAAUUGGGAUAACUCCAGUUGGGAGAAAUUUUACAAUUGCUGUUGCAUUUAUGUCGCAUGAAGAUGCAGACACCUACGAGUGGACUUUGAAUUGUUUGAAAGAGUUGAUAGAUGGUGUCGAACCUGAUGCGAUCUUGACAGACAGAGAGUUGGGUCUUUUGAAAGCACUGCCAAAUGUCUUCCCAUUUUCGUAUCAUAUGUUGUGUAUAUUCCAUAUAAACAGAAAUGUUGAGGCAAAUGCGACGAAAUUUAUGAGAGGCAACAAGGACCAAGGUCUAAUAUUCCGACGUGUGUUGUGGGCUAAACUGGUGAAAUCAGAAACCGAAGAAGAGUAUCAUUACAAUUACAAUGAAAUUGUUGGACGGUAUGCAGGGUAUCCUAGGCUGAUACAAUAUUUGAAUGAUACGUGGUUGAUAUACAAGGAGAAGUUUGUUCGAGCCUAUACUCGCAAUAUGUAUCAUUUUGGCAACACGAGCACCAACAGGGUGGAGAGUGCUCAUUCUUCAGCGAAGGGUUGGUUAAAUGCUUCGACCGGAGGUCUGGAUAGCGUGCAAGGCAAACUUCGGGACCAAGUUUAUAUCCAAAUUAGUGAGCUGAAGUGCGAUUUUUCAUUAUCAUCCAAGAUAAGGAAGCAUACUGCAGCAUGGCCGUGUUUUCAGGGUUUGAUUUGUUAUGUUACGCAUCUGGCAUUAGAGAAAUUGGAUGAAGAGAUGGAGUCCCCGGCGAUGCAAGAUCCGAGUAUUUGA